AUUAGGUGAGAGGAAAAGAAAAGAGAACCGUUGACCAAACUAUAGAAGCUGUUUUGUGAAGCAAAAAAAACUAUAGAAGUGUUAAAAGAAACUGUACCCAAUUACUCCAAAGCAAAAGUUCAAACACAGGUAUCCUUCUCUGCAUUUGUGAUUCCCAACAAAGCUAAGUUCAUAUAGCGAGCGAGUAUUUCCUUCUUGAAAAGUCCACUGCAAUAAAGAGUGUGAGUACUUGCAAAGCAAAAGGAACCGUAUUGUGUGUCUAAGGCAAAAGUGCAAACACAAGUAUAUAUCAUUCUCUGCAUAUGUGACAGGGACUGUGAUUCCCAACCAAGCCAAGCUGACAAAGUGAGCAUUUGCUGCUUGAGAAAUCCACUCCAAGAAAAGGUUGCCUUUACGUGAUGAUGGCAGAUGUGAUUGCGAAUAUGAUUGUGAUUGUUGUGACCGUUGCAACUGCAGUGGCGGCGGCUAUAUAUUUGGCAAGACCUAUCCUUAGGCAAUAUCUUUUCCCCAAGCAAAUGAUAAAGGCAAUUGGAAAAUUCAUAGGCAAUAUUCAACCAUUUUCUCGUCUUGAUUCACUACCAGGUAUUCAGUAUCAGGCUGCAUCUGAGGACUUCAUUUAUUUUGGAUCAAGAAAACAGGCUUAUGAUGAACUCUUUAAGGCACUGAAUGAUGAUUCCGUCCAUAUGAUAGGAUUGUAUGGAGAGGGUGGAUGUGGGAAAACAACUCUUGUUACUCAAGUUGGCAAGCAGGCUGAGGAUCGGAAAAUGUUUGAUAAGGUUAUAUUAAUCACUGUGACUCAAACUCCAAAUAUUAGAGCCAUUCAAGGAGAAAUUGCGGAUAUGUUAAAAUUGAAACUGGAGAAACAUAGUGAGAAUGGAAGAGCACAAGAAUUAUGGCUGUGUUUAAAUUCAAAACAAAAGAAGCGAAUUCUUUUCAUAGUAAACAAUUUAUGGGGAAAGUUUAAAUUGAUGGAUAUCGGGAUUCUAUUAGAUGAUGAUAUCAAGAAAACUUUGAAGAUCCUCAUAACCACACCUGAUGAGCGUGUUUGUACAUCAAUGAAAUGUCAAAAGAAGAUUCAUUUGGAGCUCUUGUCCGAGGAUGAGUCUUGGAAUUUAUUCCAAACGUUUGCAGAAAUUGAUGACCAACGCUCCACGGUAUUGAAAGAUGUGCCACGACAAAUAUGCAAUGCAUCUAUGGGACUUCCCUUAGCAAUCAAAAUUGUGGGGUCAUUAUUCAAUGAAAGGGAGGAUAUUGAGUGGCAGCAGGCGUAUGAGAAGUUAGUGGAUUCAAAGGCAUCUGAUGACGAAGAUAAAGCAACUUCUUGCCUUCCAUCUACUAAAUUAAGCUAUGAUCAUUUGCCAACACGAGCAAAAAAAAUCUUUCUAUUGUGUGCUCUUUUUCCAGAAGAAUAUCGCAUCCCAUCAGAAGAUUUGGUGAGAUAUGCACAUGGACUAAGUACGAAUGAAAGAUCAUCGUUAGAGUUAAUGAGGAGCUCGAUGGAGGCAACCAUAAAUACACUUCUAAAAUCUUGUUUGGUGACACGUAGUUCUGUGAAGAUGCAUAACAUAGUUCGUGAUGCAGCCUUAUGGAUUGCAAAUAGAACAGAUGAUUGCAAAAUCUUGGUAAAUGUUGACAAACCGCUUAGCACUGUGGCAGAGGAUAACAGAAUAAGAGAUUGUUUUGCAGUAUCUUCAUGGUGGUUUAAUGAAAAUCCCUCUUUUUGUCAAUUGCAUGCUCCAAAUCUAAAAAUGCUAUUGAUAAAUAUAAGUGCUCAUGGUUCAUUGAAUUCCUUGGAUUUAUCAACUUUAACAUUUGAAGGAAUGCAAGGGCUUCAGGUAUUCUCUCUAACCAUCAAUUACAAAAUAGUGCCAAUAUCAUUUCCUCCAUCAAUCCAAUUGUUGACAAAUGUUCGAACUCUGCGCUUAAAUGGAUUGAAGCUUGGUGACAUUUCUUUCAUAGCAAGCUUAACAAGACUAGAGGUUCUUGACUUGCGACGUUGUUACUUCAACAAACUUCCUAUCGAAAUAAGAAACCUCGAAAGCCUGAAGCUGCUAGAUUUGUCUCAAUGUCAUAUUUUUCAAUAUUACUAUAAUGGAGCAAUAGGAAAAUGUUCACAGCUAGAGGAGUUAUAUGCUUCAAAAUGUUACCCAUAUAAGUAUGUCCAUGAGAUCAUCCUGGAUAUUGGUAUUCUCCAAAAUCUACAAAGGUUUGUACUUGGUUAUCCAAUCACUCCAGGAAGAACUAGAGUUGUAGAACUAACUGAUUUUGAUAUCUCAAGGUUGAGGACAUCCGACAAAAAUAUUCUGCAAAUAGCUGAGACAAUUUCUUUGAAAGGCCAUCGUGGAGGAAGUGCAAAUAUCAUUCCAGAUAUGGUUAGAUUUGUUGGAGGCAUGAAUAAUUUGUCUACUCUUCAUCUUAAUGAUUAUGGCGGGAUAGAUUGCAUCUUUAAUACAACUUGUGAUUUGAAGGAAGAUGAUAUGAUUCCCAGGUUGGUUGAGUUACGCCUUAAAUCUGUAUAUCAAUUGACAGAACUUUAUCAUGGUCCGCCUCUGCAAGUAUUACACUUCUUUGAGAAACUAGAAGUACUUGACAUAGAUAAUUGCCGGAGAUUACACAUCAUAUUUCCAACGCAAUGUAACUUGAGAAAUCUUAAGAUCCUCAGCUUAUCAUAUUGCAAGACCAAUGAAGUACUCUUCUCAGAAUCUAUUGCUCAAAGUUUGCAGCAACUAGAACAGCUAACAAUACAUGGUUGCAGUGAAUUGAAGCAUAUAAUUACUGCAAGUGGAAGCGAACAUGGUGGCUGUAGUACAAGUGAGGAAAUAGUUCCAGCACCAAUGAACUCCCAUUUUUUUUUGACCAAUAUAAGGGAUGUUAACAUUUAUGAUUGUCAAAGAUUAGAGUCGGUAUUUCCUCUUUGUUAUGUUGAAGGAGUUCCACAAUUGCAAAAGAUGCUUAUAUCACAUGCUCCUAAGCUGGAAUAUGUGUUUGGUAAAUGUGAUCACGAACACCUUUCAUCACACCAAAACCUGAACCAUGGCAUGCUUCCUCAUUUAGAAGUUCUAAAACUGGAUUAUCUUGACAAUCUCGUUGGGAUGUGUCCAGAGAAUUAUCAAGCAAAUUGGCCAUCUCAGUCUCUGAGAAUACUAACCAUAGAGAAUUGUCGAAAAAUGGCAAUACCAUGGUUCAAUUUGAAAGCUGGCUAUCAUCAGAGCCAACAUCAUCUGAAUGAAAUUUGGAGUUUCCAAUGCCUUCAGUAUUUAACAAUGGGUAAUUGUGAAGAAUUGAAAUGUUUGUUCUCCAUGGAAACACAUAGAAGCCUACCAGAGUUGAUGUGCCUUCGCGUUUACGAUUGUCAAGAAUUGGAACAAAUUGCGGCACCAAAUGAAGAACUUUUGCAGCUUUCUAAUGCUGCUGAAUUGUAUUUUCCAAAGCUGGAGCAAAUAGAAGUCAAAAACUGCAACAAGCUGAAAAGUGUUUUCCCUUUUUUCAUGGUUACAAUGCUUCCACAAUUAAUCACUCUUCGCUUAUCAAAAGCAACUCAACUUCAAGUGGUUUUUAGACAUGGUCAAGGAGAGGACAUUGUGAAUAAAAUGGAAAUUUCUCUUCCAAACUUGACAGAAGUAACAUUGGUCGAUCUACCAAAUUUUGUAGAUAUCUGCCAUGGUUGUAAGUUACAUGCCAUUGAGCUUCUACAAUUCAACAUAUCCAACUGCCCCAAAAUUGCUCCAGGCUUAACAAAAAUUCAGGAUGAAACUGAAGAAGCGUCAGAAGAUUCUUCUAGCAUAAGUAAUGAUGUGGAAGACUUCAUUUAUUUUGUAUCAAGACAAAAAGCUUAUGAUGAACUCUUUGAGACACUUAAUGAUGACUCCAUCCAUAUGAUAGGAUUGUAUGGAGAGAGUGGAUCUGGAAAAACAACUCUUGUAACUCAAGUUGGCAAGCAGGCUGAGGAUCGGAAAAUGUUUGAUGAGGUUAUAUCAAUCACCGUGUCUCAAACUCCAGAUAUUAGAGCCAUUGGAGGACAACAUUUAUGGAUGAGUUUGAAGGAAAAGAAGCGAAUUCUUAUCAUAGUAGACAGUUUAUGGAAAGAGUUCAAUUUGAAGGAUAUCGGGAUUUACUUGGACGAUUUUAAUAAGGAAGCAUGGAAGAUCAUUGUAAUCACCAGUGAUCAACAUGUAUGCACUUUGAUGAAUUGUCAGAAGGAGAUUUAUUUGGGGAUCUUAUCUGAAGAUGAAUCAUGGAUUUUGUUCCAGAAGCAUGCACAAGUUGACGACCAGUUCUCUGAUUCGAUGGAUGGUGUGCCGCGAAAACUUUGUGAUGAAUGCAAGGGACUGCCAAUAACAAUCAAAACUUUGGCAUCAUCAUUAAAAGGUAAGCAAAACAUUGAGUGGGAGUCGGGAUUAGCUAAGCUGAGAGAUUUAGAGGCAUUGGAGGAUCAUGAAGAAAGAGUGACACAUCCUUUGAAUUGUCUUAAAUUAUGCUAUGAUUAUUUGCCAAGGCCUGAAGUACAACUCUUACAAGUGUGUUCUCUUUAUCCCCAAGAACAUCACAUCCCAACAGAAGAUUUGAUGAGGUGUGCACUUGGACUGGGUAUACAAUCAAACAGGAGCUUGAUUCAAACACUCAUAAACAAACUUUUUGAGUCAAGUAAGCAGAUGCGUGGUUCCGUGAAGAUAAAUGACAUGGUUAGGGACACAACCUUAUGGAUUGCAAAUAGAUCAUAUAACAACAAAAUCUUGGUAAAUGUUGACAUGCCACUUAGCAUUGUGGCAAAUGAUAACCGAGUAAAAGAUUGUUUCGCAGUAUCUUCAUGGUGGUUUAAUGAAAAUCCCUCUUUUUGUCAAUUGGAUGCUCCAAAUCUUAAAAUGUUAUUGGUAAAUAUCAUUGCUCAUAGUUCAUUGAAUUCCUUGGAUUUAUCACCUUUAACAUUUGAAGGAAUACAAGGGCUUGAGGUUUUCUCUCUAACCAUCAAUUACAAAAUAGUACCAAUAUCAUUUCCUCCAUCAAUCCAACUGUUGACAAAUGUUCGAACUCUGCGCUUAAAUGGAUUGAAGCUUGGUGACAUUUCUUUCAUAGCAAGCUUAACAAGUCUAGAGAUUCUUGACUUGCGACGUUGUGAGUUCAAAGAGCUUCCUAUCGAAAUAGGAAACCUUAGAAGCCUGAAGCUGCUAGAUUUGUCAGAAUGUCAUAUUUUUCAGUAUUACUAUAAUGGAGCAAUAGGAAAAUGUUCACAGCUAGAGGAGUUUUAUGCUUCAAAAUGUUACCCUAAGUAUGUCCAUGAGAUCAUCCUGGAUAUUGGUAUUCUCCAAAAUCUACAAAGGUUUGUACUUGGUUAUCCAAUCACUCCAGAAAGAACUAGAGUUGUGCAAGUAAAUGAUUUUGAUAUCUCAAAGUUGAGGACAUCCAACAAAAAUAUUCUGCAAAUAGCUGAGACAAUUUCUUUGAAAGGCCUCCGUGGAGGAAGUGUAAAUAUCAUUCCAGAUAUGGUUGGAUUUGUUGGAGGCAUGAAUAAUUUGUCUACUCUUCAUCUUACUGAUUGUAGUGAGAUAGAAUGCAUCUUUGAUACAACCUGUGAUUUCCAGGAAGAUGAGUUGAUUCCAAGGUUGGUUGAGUUACACCUUAAGUAUAUGUAUCAUUUGACAGAAUUAUGUCAUGGUCCACCUCUGCAAGUACUACAGUUCUUUGAGAAACUAGAACUACUUGACAUACAUGAUUGCAAGGAGUUACGCAUCAUAUUUCCAAGGCAAUGUAACUUGCAAAAUCUUAAGAUCCUCAGGUUAUACCAUUGCAAGACAGAUGAAGUACUCUUCUCAGAAUCUGUUGCUCAAAGUCUGCAGCAACUAGAACAACUAACAAUUAGUGAAUGCUUUAAUUUGAAGCAUUUAAUUGCUUCCGGUGGAUGCAAACAUGGUGGUUAUAAUACAAGUGAGGAAAUAAUUCCAGCUCCAAUGAACUCUCAUUUUUUUAUGACCAAUCUAAGGGAAGUUAAGAUUUCAAGUUGUCAAAGUUUAGAGUCAAUAUUUCCGAUUUUUUAUGUCGAAGGACUUCCACGAUUGAAAAAGAUGGAUAUAUCGCAUGCUCCUGAGCAGAAAUAUGUGUUUGGUGAAUGUAAUCAUGAACGCCCUUCAUCUUACCAAUACCAAAACCAUGUCUUACUUCCUCAAUUGGAAGAUCUGACACUGAGUCAACUUCCCAAUCUCAUUGGGAUGUGUCCAGAGCAUUGUCAUGCUAAGUGGCCUCCUCAGUCUUUGUGGAAACUAAACAUAGAUAAUUGUGAAAGAUUGGUUACACGAUGGUUCACGUUCAACGUUGGCUAUGAUAAAAGAACACAUCAUUUGAAUGAAAACUCACCCGCAAAGCUGAAACAUCUGAAGUUGAGUCAGUGUUUAAAAGUGACCAAAUGUUAUGAACUGAUUUGGAGUUUCCAAUGUCUUCGGCGUUUAAAAGUGACCAAAUGUUAUGAACUGAAAUGUGUAUUCUCCAUGGAAACACAUGGAAGCCUGCCAGAGUUGAUGGAACUUUACGUUUACGAAUGUAAAGAAUUGGAACAAAUUGUUGAAGCAAAUGCUGAAUUGUAUUUUCCAAAGCUAAAACAUAUAGAAGUCAAAAAGUGCAACAAGUUGGAAAGUCUUUUCCCUCUUUCCAUGGUUACAAUGCUUCCACAAUUAAGCACUCUUCGCUUAUCAGAAUCUGUUGCACUUAAAGAGGUUUUUAGACAUAGUCAAAGCCACAACAUUAUGAAUACAAUGGAAAUUGUUCUUCCAAACUUGAAUGUGAUAAGAUUGUCUUCUCUACCGAAUUUUGUAGACAUCUGCCGUGGUUGUAAGUUACAUGCCGAUAAACUUCGAGAAAUCGACGUAUACAAUUGCCCCAAUUCUGCUCCAAGCUUAAAACAAAUUCAGGAUGAAAUUAAGAGAAGAUGAUAUUCCUCUGAAAGAUUAUGAGAGGCAGCCGAGAGGUUCAAAGUGAAUGUGGAUCCCACUUCAAGUGUAAAAGAAAGAAAAAAAAAAGAAAAGACCCGCGGAGUUGUUUCUUUAGUCUUCACGACCCGUGGUUUUUUAUUCUCAUAUCGAGAGUUUUUCAAGUUAAAAUUGAGGUGUUCUUAUUUAUAGUUUUUACAUUUUUUUUAGGCAAAUGCUAAAUAGUGCCCCAGGGGCACUAGUUAAGAAUUCAAUUGUAGAAAGUUUAUCUUGAGUAUUGUGUAAUCAACACAUGAAAAAUCUAAAUUUUGAUUUUUUCAAUGCAUAACUUCUCUUUUAUUUCAGCGUCAAAAAAAAAAA
Molecule: messenger RNA, 7277 nt
Organism: Trifolium pratense (red clover)
Lineage: Eukaryota; Viridiplantae; Streptophyta; Magnoliopsida; Fabales; Fabaceae
Exons: 7
Coding region: 399-6920 (2173 amino acids)
Molecular function (GO): ADP binding; ATP hydrolysis activity
Source: RefSeq, a predicted model, not a curated record